Molecule: messenger RNA, 429 nt
Organism: Fraxinus pennsylvanica
Lineage: Eukaryota; Viridiplantae; Streptophyta; Magnoliopsida; Lamiales; Oleaceae
Source: the annotation of a GenBank genome assembly
AUGGCGGGACUACUAGCAUGGGCGGCGGACGUGGUGGGAGGCAAUGGCGGAGAGAGGACCGAUGAAGAAAAUGACCCGGAUUCCAUUCCGCUGAUCCUCACCUCCGAACAACAGACAUACGUUCAAGAACUGGAUCGGAAGGCUACUUCCUUAAACCGUUCGAUCCAAGAUCUACGGCAGAGAUUGCCCCCUCCAGACAUCUCACAACGCCUGCCCCACCUCCACGCGCAUUCUCUGGCCUCCAAUGCCGCCCUCGCUCUACAACUUAAUGCCCACUCCACCACUAAACAACAGAAAUCUGUAUCUUUAGUAAACAGAACCGCCACACCUGCUGAUGAGCAUGCAGCUGCAAGGGAUAGUGUCGCUAUCACCUGCAAUCACGAGUCAGAUUUUUACAAACCAAUCGGCCGAGUUCAAGACAAGAAUUAA